GUCGACCUUCUCCCGUUCGCUCCUCCGUCUUUUGCUUGAGUUCUCGAACGAAUUCUUUCUGAUUUUAUCGCCCUAGUGGCAUUGUCUUUCAUUUAUCCGUGAUUUCGUUAUUUGUCCAUUAUGCGCAUUAAGCAAUUAUGGAAUAUUAUCCCUAUCCCAUCCAAGAUCAAGUUACUGUGGGAUCGGAUAACUCUUUCACGCACGACCACCUUUUACUUCAUAUUUUCCAUCCUACAUUGCGUUCUCCAAAUCAUCUUCCAAGGGCAGGCCUUUCGUAUCAAUGUCGGGGCUGCUCAAUUCUUGGCUUCGAUCACGAAACAAGGAGGCACCAUCGAUUCGAAUGCAUUCUACGUUCUGGGGAGUGACCUUCGCCUUUGCGACAGUAUCCCAGCAGACUUCAGCACUAGCUCUUGCCAAGUAGUCUGGAAUGGUACGGCGGUUGGGGACAAUUCAAUGGCAUCCGCAAAUGUAGUGGCAUCGACCCCCAUGACUACUUCACAUUCAACGGGGACGUCAAGUUCCAUGACCUCAACCCUUUUCACUUCGUCAAGUUCGAAGGUGUCCACUAGUUCAACGAGUUCGAGCCGUGCUACAACAUCGAGUUUCACGACGUCCGCAAGUCCAACGACUACCUCAAUCUCGAGUUCAAAAGCAUCCACGAGCCUAGUGUCUUCGGUGCAUACCACUACCACUACCUCAUCGGCGAUGGCUUCAAACGCCACUGAUCACGCAAAGCGCUGGGAGAUUGCUGCUGAAAUGCCAAACAAACGCAACCUCGGUGGAGAUCUUCAAACCGUCGAGGUCAAUGGCACCGUACAAGUCAUUGUCUCCGGAUUUGGCUGGAACAAUGAAGUAGCUGUUCUAGAUCGACAGUGCCUUUGGGCUCUGAAUUACCCAGUUCAAAUCCUUCAGCAGACCGAGCGGGAAGAUUUGACCUUCAUCGCUUUUCAAAUCUGGGUUCUCGGAAUGUCCAUUGUCGCUAUCCUGAACGAAUCUGUCCCUCACACCGUUGCAACUCUUCUGACACACAUGCUAGCUACUGGAUGGGCAGGUUAUCAGAUAUUCAACACCGCUCAAUUUCACAGUGACUUCACGAGAUUGUCAACCAAUGGAGCUUGCGAUCCGAUCAAUCUUUUACCGUCAUAUUGGAACAGUCGCUUUGCUGCUGAAACCGCUAGCUUGGUGCUGAAUGUCGUUGCGCUGUUGGUUUCUUCCUUUCUGUCAUGGAGACUUGCCAAGCUCUUUGGCUGGCAGACUUUCAAGCGCGUCGGGGCUUCAAUCACUAUUAGUCGUGUCUACAAACUUGUGCUCGUGCUCUCGAUUGUCAUCCAACUCGCGCUCUUUUUCAUGGUGAUCGCCAUCUCGCUUUGGCUUGAUCAACUCUGCAAUGGCAAUAUUGGGCGUCUUAACUCCUCCCCUGCAUACAAACCGUUGCUGAUUGUCACUCUCAUCCUCAUGCUUCCGUGGUUGACCACAGGUUGGUAUGGUGUGCGCCGAGAACUCAAGAUCCCUAUGUUCGUAUUUCUUGCGCUCAGUGUCGGAUACCUUGCGGGCUGGGCAGCAAUGUUCGAUUCCACUGCGUUCCGAUGGACAUACAUGACCUGGACGUUCUUUGGGGUAAUGACCUCCGCUUCCGUUUUCCUGACUCUUAUCGCGUUCAUCCUGGGUAUCAUAUGUCGUAUCAACUUUGGAAAGGGGCUUAUACGCUAUCUCAAUGCAGAAGAGCCGAUCCCAGAGGACUUUGUACCCGUGAACUACGGAGAUGAUCUGGAAAAGAUCGCAUUCCCUUCGGACGAUAGGAACGUACCCACUUUCUCCACCGCUGUACAAGAUGUUCCCCCCUCUCAGAUGUCCGCACCUCGUAUAUGGGAGAUGUUCUCCACACCUGAAGGUUCAUUCCCGGCCCCGGGAGCCAUUCAAGUGCCCCCGGCAGCGCUGGCGAGGCUUCCAUCCUAUGGGUCCUACCACACCGUUGAGCGACACCAGUCCAAGAGUAGCACUCAUAGUUCAUCGAGUACUACUUCAAGCAGAUACGGCAGUGACUCUACAGCUGGACAUUCCAAGCGCUGGGUCAUCGAGUAAAUGACACUUGCGAUUUGCACAAGCUCCCAGUGUAUUCGAUUCGUACUUGUAACAUCAAUACCACUGGGUGGUCGUUUUAUUUGAUGCAAUUCAUACAAAAUAGAGUUUCGGUUUGGUGCGGUGACAGUUGCUUAAAACUGCUGUUGGACACGUUGAUAUCUCCCCUCCC
Messenger RNA from Suillus clintonianus, 2251 nucleotides. RefSeq lists its product as uncharacterized. Lineage: Eukaryota; Fungi; Basidiomycota; Agaricomycetes; Boletales; Suillaceae. Gene Ontology annotation, cellular component: Golgi apparatus. Bases 121 to 2082 code for a protein of 653 amino acids. The transcript is spliced from 11 exons. The record is from RefSeq and is a predicted model, not a curated record.